This is a messenger RNA of Pyrus x bretschneideri (Chinese white pear), 1379 nucleotides long. RefSeq lists its product as uncharacterized. The coding region runs from base 399 to 1100 and encodes 233 amino acids. The record is from RefSeq and is a predicted model, not a curated record. The transcript has 5 exons. Lineage: Eukaryota; Viridiplantae; Streptophyta; Magnoliopsida; Rosales; Rosaceae.
UCCAUGACCAUAACGACGUCUAAUUAUUUAAUUUAUGUGGUAAGGAUAUGUUAUUUGUAAAUGGUAAAAGGUGUAUAUUUCCCCAUGAAUAUAUUCUUUAAUACUCAUACUGUCGAUAUAUUUCAUAUAUUUGGAUGCAUAAACAAUCAUUGAUUUGAAUGGUUUUUUUAUUUUUUUAUUUUGGAAGGAAGAUUUUUAAAUGAAAAUUAUGAAUUGAACAGUUUUGAUUAUAAAUUUAGAUAAUAAAAAUACAUUAUUCGUAAAUGGUAGAAUAUAAUGUGCAUUCCCGUUGGGGAUGCAAGUAACACACUUUUAAUUAGUUUUCUUAUAUAUGUGAGUAUUAUCCGAUUUAAAUUUCAAGUAAUUUCGGAUUUGUUUCUUGUUUUCAAACAUCAGCCAUGCUGAUGAUAAACUCCUUAUUGCUCUCAUCUUCUUCUUCGUCUCCUCGGCUCCUUCUUAACCACACCAAAUCUCCUUCCAUUCCAAUUACCACUUCCAACCUCUCCAUAUCCAAUCCAGCAACUGCUAUCAGCACACCUCUGAGAUGGACCCCGCAGACCCUUCAGUUUCGGGUCUCAUCGUCAUCAGCCAAUCCGACAGUCAAGGUUGCAUCACCGCCGGGAACUGAUGGCGAUGAGUCUGCUGAUGUGGUGGAAUCUGGAGCGGACGUUGUGAGGAAGUUCUACGGAGGAGUCAACCGCCAAGAUUUGGGUUCAGUGGAGGGGCUCAUAGCAGAGAAAUGUGUGUACGAGGACCUUGUUUUUCCUCGUCCUUUCGUUGGUCGCAAGGACAUACUUCAAUUCUUCAAAAAGUUCAAUGAUUCUGUCGGCAAAGACCUUCAGUUUGUUAUUGACGACUUAUCCGCUGAGGACUCCACGGCAGUUGGGGUAACAUGGCAUUUAGAAUGGAACGGCAAGCCUUUUCCCUUCAGCAAAGGAUGUAGCUUUUAUAAGUUGGAGGUCAUCGAUGGCAAGAGACAAAUAAUCUACGGGCGAGAUAGUGUCGAACCUGCGAUCAAGCCUGGAGAAACUGUGUUGAUUGCCAUCAGAGGUGUGGCAUGGCUUCUACGACAAUUCCCUCAGCUGAUCGACCAGAUUUAAAGUUAUUUUCUCUACUCUCUUUUUACCUCAAGGAGAGGAUAUGUACACUUUUUUACUUUGGACUUGCAUGAGCAAGCAAAUAUGAUGUAUAGGCACACAUAUAAGUAUGUAGAAAAUGUGAACUGAACGGAGUAUUCAUUUCGAAAUUCUCGAAAAACAAAGUGAUAUUGGGGAGGGGGAAUCAAACUCAUGUCAUUGAAUGCAGAGUGUAGGUGCUCUUAGCUAAUUGAGCUACAUGUCUAGUGCUUUUGUUGACUUUUAACUUAAAGGGUUAAUGUU